This is a messenger RNA of Lepisosteus oculatus (spotted gar), 2861 nucleotides long. Its product is annotated as glutathione hydrolase-like YwrD proenzyme. Gene Ontology annotation, biological process: glutathione catabolic process. The record is from RefSeq and is a predicted model, not a curated record. NCBI's taxonomy places the organism in Eukaryota, Metazoa, Chordata, Actinopteri, Semionotiformes, Lepisosteidae. Gene Ontology annotation, molecular function: glutathione gamma-glutamate hydrolase.
UAUCCCAAGAUCCCUUGCAAGGCUGGUAGUGGUGCUGCACAGUUUGAACUCUCGGGAGAAAUGCUGCCCCAAAUGACUUUCUCUUCUCGCCGGUCACCCGUUGUUUGCUUAAACGGCUGUGUAGCUUCAAGCCAGCCCUUAGCCUCUCUUGUUGGUGUUGAUAUUUUAAAGAAAGGGGGUAACGCAGCCGACGCGGCCGUGGCGGUGGCGGCAGCCCUGGCCGUCACCGAGCCCUGCAGUACCGGCGUGGGAGGAGACUGCUUCUGCCUCUUCUACGACGCCAAGACCCGGGAGGUCCGGGGCCUGAACGGCAGUGGCAGGUCCCCGAGGGCGCUGAGCCUGGACGCCCUGGAGCGGCUGGGUUUCAGCGAGAGCAACCCGCCUUCUCCCUUUCACGCCCUGCGGGUCACCGUGCCAGGGGCGGCGGCCGGCUGGUGCGACGCUGUGCAGGACUUCGGCAGCAGGAAGCUCUCUCUGGGUGACAUUCUGCAACCCGCCAUUGACCUUGCUGAAAGGGGCUUCCCUGUGGCCGGAAUCACAGCCCACCACUGGGAAAAAUGGGCAAAGACUUUGGAGAGUGCUGGAAAAAAACUCGCAGAGAAUUUCCUCUUAAACAGCAAAGCACCAAAACAGGGGGAAGUGUUUGCUAACCCUCUUCUGGCUCAGACAUUCAAGGAGAUCGCCGUGCACGGGAAGUCUGGGUUUUAUGAAGGGAGAAUAGCAGAAGCUGUGGUGGAUGUUGUCCGUAGCAAUGGUGGAGUUCUGUGCUUAGAGGACCUCAAGUGUCACACCAGUUCCAGGGUUCGGCCCAUUUACACAGAUUACAAAGGGGUCAGGCUCUGGGAAAUUCCUCCCAACGGACAAGGGAUCGCGGCUCUGAUUGCUCUCAACAUUCUGGAGAACUUCUCUGUCCAAGAGAUGGGCCACAACAGCGCGGAUUACCUCCACGUCCUGACAGAUGCCCUGAAACUCGGCGUCUCGGACACGUCCCACUACUGCGCCGACCCCGAGCAGGUGCGCGUGCCGGUGGGGGGACUUUUAGAGAAGGAGUACAGCCGGCGGCGGGCGGGGCUCAUCAGCAUGGAGAAGGCGCGCAGCAGCUGUGAGCAUGGGGCUCCGGAGGGCGGGGACACGGUGUACUUCACUGUGGUGGACCGGGAGGGCAACGCCUGCUCCUUCAUCAACAGCAACUACAUGGGCUUCGGGACGGGCCUGGCUCCUGCUGGCUGUGGCUUCACUCUGCAGAACAGGGGAAGUGGCUUCUCUCUGCUCCGUGAGCACAGAAACUGCGUGGGGCCUGCGAAGAGGCCUUUCCACACCAUCAUCCCGGCUCUGCUGACCGCUGUGGACACGGGCCGCCUGCUGUGCACCUUCGGGGUCAUGGGGGCCUUAAUGCAGCCGCAGGGACACGUUCAGGUGCUGCUUAACAUGCUGGAGUUUGGAAUGAAUCCACAAGAAGCUCUCGAUGCCCCUCGGAUCUUCGUCCAGUAUAACAAGCGCAUGCAGGCAUGGCAGCUGUCCCUGGAGGAGGGCAUUAUGGAAGGCGUGGCGAAGGAAUUGGAGCUUCGAGGGCACAGCGUUCGCUGGCCGGUGUCGGGACACGACCGGGCAGAAUUUGGACGUGGGCAGGUCAUCGCUGAUGGGUGUUGGUGGGACCCAGACUCCUAUAGCCCUGAGCAGUCAGGGAGGGUGUGGUGGGCAGGCUCUGACCCCAGGGCAGAUGGCUGUGCUGUGGGGUAUUAAGCUGUGCCAUUGUCAAGUUCAAAUAUUUUACUCAUUGUGAUUACUUUUUUAAUUGCUGGCGAAUUUUAACAUUUAUCCUGAGCAUGAAUAUGAUGGAAGGCCUUAUAGAACUGAUCAAAUAGUAUUCUCGCCGAUGUACUUGGUGUAAUCCAGUUUUGAACUCUUUCUUAAUGUAGAAUAUAGUUUUCUGUACCGGUCGGUGUACACAGAUGCACCACUGAUCCAGAAUCCAGAUGUUGGAUAAUUGACACUAGUUUAUCUUUUGCUUACUGUGCUAUGAAACAAUGUACAAUAUUGAUGCCUUUAUGAGAUUCAAGUGUUGGAACCAUUCUGAACUCCAAUUUUUCCAGAAUAUUCAUGGCUGUUGAAGCCAGUACCCUGGUUUCUUUCAAGAAACAGCUGGAUGAGAUCCUUAGAUCAUCUCACUACUAAUUUUAACUUCCAAACGAGCCGGAUGGACUGAAUGACCUCUCGUCGGUAACCUUUCUUCAGUUCUCAACACCCCCAGCUAAGAUUUAAGUGUCUUAUUUUAAUUGCCUCUUUGAAUGCUGGUCCCAGCUCUGAGAGCCCAAAUUGUGUGACGGAAUAAGAGUUCAUGAGAGAGGAUGUUUUGCCUCCCAGUACAACUCAGACUUGUGUAAUCUCAUAUGUCCUGGGACACAGGCUCAGUUCUCAGAGAGCCCAGUGUCUCCCAGGUUCUGUUCCACUCAAUCUCUUAGUCGCAUAGUUUUACUGAUAAUUUACUGCAUGACUAUAAGACUUCUUGGCUGCCCCCUUUGUUCCCCAUGGUUAAUGAAACUCAUGCCUUGAGUAAUCAGCCAUAAAAGGCCUGAUAAAUUCUUAUUUAUCUCAUUAAAUGACUGUUAAUGGUUUAACGACUUGGGUUGGACCAAAAGCUGGAGGUCAACGGGAAUCCGCCUCCUUUAGAGCUUUGCCUCUCGGAGAAAGUGAGCGUGACUCCUCGGCUCCUGGCCCUUGUCCCUCUUUCCUGUUUCCUGCGUCUCUGUCGGGGGACUCGCCUUGAGUCACCGCUCUGGAAUUUUUGGAGAUAUUUCGAAACUGAUGUGGAGGGUGCUGGAAGGUGGCGGCCUUCCCAAGUAAAUACCGUUCCGUUUUCA